UAUUUGGCUCGGAGAGAGUUUUACCACCCUACCUUUGGGUAGGAGUAUUUUUUACCCAGGUGCGAUGAGCAAUACGCACCACAUGAACGAAAAUGCCACGACAAUCUGAACUUAGCGUGAAGCGUCAGUUGCAUCCUGAAAGCUGAACGCCAUUCUCUUCUCUUCUAUGGCUCUGCCACUCUGCACUACUGAGCCUCUCUUCCUCUCUUCGCUUCCACACAUACGAAAAUCUUCCACAAUCAACAUUUACCGUCGGAGCCUCCGUUUCUCUGCCAAUAAUAAACUUCGAUUCUCUCUCUGCAGCACCAAACACUGGCAGUUAUCUCCUCUAAAAUCUUCUUCAAUUAACGGAUUCUCCGUCCAGAACGAGCUAGCGGAAGACAAUGUUGAGCUGCGAGAGAAGAUUGGGAAUUGGAUUGACUUUAUUCGAUCAAUUUUGCCCGGAGGAAGCUGGUGGAGAUUUUCUGAUGACGUUGAGGUCAAUAUAACAGCAAAACCGUUGACUGUCUGGCGGGCGCUUGGUCGAAUGUGGGAGUUGGUGGCUGGAGAUCGCUGGGUCAUUUUUGUGGCCUUUUCUUCCCUGAUUAUUGCGGCGCUCUCGGAGAUCUCUAUACCGCAUUACUUGACAGCAUCAAUCUUUUCAGCGCAGAGCAGUGAGGUCGCAGUGUUUCAUCGAAACGUGCAUCUCUUGAUUCUCCUAUGUAUUACUUCAGGAAUAUGCAGUGGUCUACGAGGUUGCUGUUUUGGCAUAGCAAAUAUGAUUCUUGUGAAGCGUAUGAGGGAAAGACUGUAUUCUGCUCUACUUCUUCAGGAUAUAUCUUUUUUUGACAGUGAGACAGUCGGUGAUUUGACCAGUAGGCUUGGAUCAGACUGUCAGCAAGUAUCUCGGGUUAUUGGAAAUGAUCUCAAUUUGAUACUAAGAAAUUCUCUUCAGGGUACAGGUGCCUUGAUCUACUUGCUAGUUCUUUCAUGGCGGCUCGGUUUAUUCACAUUGAUGAUAUGCUUUACAUUGGCAGCAGUAAUGUUCAUUUAUGGCCUGUACCAGAAGAAGGCUGCAAGGUUAAUCCAAGAGUCCACAGCUUCUGCCAAUGAAGUGGCACAAGAGACAUUAUCUUUAAUGAGAACUGUUCGUGUUUACGGUACAGAAAGACAAGAAUUUGAAAGGUAUAACAUGUGGCUGGGUACAUUGGCUGAUAUAAGCUUGCGUCAAAGUGCAGCAUCUGGAUUUUGGAAUCUAAGCUUUAACACUCUUUAUCAUUCAACUCAGGUUAUUUCUGUGCUUAUUGGAGGAAUGUCUAUUUUGGCUGGUCAUAUUACUGCAGAGCAACUUACAAAGUUUAUAAUGUAUAGUGAAUGGCUGAUAUACUCAACUUGGUGGAUGGGGGAUAGUUUCUCAUCUUUGAUGCAGUCAGUUGGGGCAAGUGAGAAAGUCUUCCAACUGAUGGAUCUUUUGCCUAGUGACCAAUUCAAAUCAACGGGUGUAAAGUUGCAAAGGCUGAUUGGGCAUGUAGAGUUUGUGAAUGUAUCUUUUCAUUAUUCUUCUAGGCCUACGGUUCCUGUACUGCAGCAUGUCAGCAUCUUUGUGGAUCCUGGUGAAGUAGUUGCAAUUGUUGGUCUUAGUGGCAGUGGAAAAAGCACUCUGGUGAAUCUUUUGUUGCGUCUUUAUGAGCCCACCAGUGGACAGAUUGCAAUUGAUGGCAUCCCCAUCAAAGAUUUGGACAUCAAAUGGUUGAGGGAGAUAAUAGGAUUUGUGGGACAGGAACCAAAACUUUUCCGUAUGGAUAUUAGUUCCAACAUAAGGUAUGGAUGUACCAGAGAUAUAAAGCAGGAGGAUGUUGAACGGGCUGCCAAGCAAGCGUAUGCACAUGAGUUCAUCUCUGCACUCCCCAAUGGUUACCGUACAAUUGUUGACAAUGAUUUGCUUAGUGGGGGACAGAAGCAGCGCAUUGCCAUUGCUCGGGCAAUUCUUAGAGAUCCUAGCAUUUUGAUCCUUGAUGAAGCCACUAGUGCACUGGAUGCAGAGAGUGAACACAAUGUUAAGGGUGUGCUCCGUGCUGUCAGAAGUGACUCAACAGCGAAGAGAACGGUCAUAGUAAUUGCACACAGGCUUUCUACAAUACAAGCUGCUGACCGGAUAGUGGUAAUGGAUGGUGGUCAAGUUGUCGAGGUUGGUAGUCACGGUGAACUACUUCGCAAAGAUGGCUUGUAUGCUCGACUAACUAGAAGACAGGCUGAUGCGGUGGCAUGAUCAUAGCAAAAUACUUGAUAUAGAUGUAUCUAAUCAGAUGAGUUGUAUGGAGUUUCAAGCAAUUUUUUCACUGCUGACCCAUGCGCUCUUGAGAUUCAUUGAGAAGAGGAGGAUACUCCGAAUACAUUCUUUGAUCCAAGAAAGGAGAAGCUAGUUGAAACGAUGACAUUCCCUACGUUAAUAUUCUUUGUUCUAUUUCUUCAUUCCUAUUUCGACGCUUGAGGAUACGUUUAUCUCAAAAGGCUCCGGAGGGCAUGCCGGAUUAUACUAUCAAGAAUGUGUUACAGCCAUGUCAAGACUCUGACAGAAGCUAUCGAUACCAUAAUUUGUAGUUCUCCAUGAUUCUUGAAUUACAAUUGAAAUUUUAGAUAUUAUUGAAAUUAUUGAAUUGGCUCCGCUACGGCUCGGCCCUUAUUUACUGA
This is a messenger RNA of Tripterygium wilfordii, 2670 nucleotides long. RefSeq names its product ABC transporter B family member 26, chloroplastic. The transcript has 18 exons. Gene Ontology annotation, molecular function: ATP binding; ATP hydrolysis activity; ABC-type transporter activity. Gene Ontology annotation, biological process: transmembrane transport. Bases 167 to 2248 code for a protein of 693 amino acids. NCBI's taxonomy places the organism in Eukaryota, Viridiplantae, Streptophyta, Magnoliopsida, Celastrales, Celastraceae. The record is from RefSeq and is a predicted model, not a curated record. Gene Ontology annotation, cellular component: membrane.